This is a messenger RNA of Panicum virgatum (switchgrass), 1514 nucleotides long. Its product is annotated as probable E3 ubiquitin-protein ligase LUL2. The coding region runs from base 28 to 966 and encodes 312 amino acids. NCBI's taxonomy places the organism in Eukaryota, Viridiplantae, Streptophyta, Magnoliopsida, Poales, Poaceae. Gene Ontology annotation, biological process: protein ubiquitination. Gene Ontology annotation, molecular function: ubiquitin protein ligase activity. The transcript has 3 exons. The record is from RefSeq and is a predicted model, not a curated record.
GCAGGGACAGAAGUACGGGCAGCGGUUAUGGAAUGGCAACUAAGAAAGGUUGCUGUGCGGUCAAAGUCAAACUCAACACAAACUCCUUUGAGUUCGCCCACCAAUCUUGCCAAUCGCACCGGCAGGGCAAACCUAGAUCAAGAAACCCGCAGCAAGGAGACGAGGAUGGGCAACUUCGGGAGCAGAGGCGGCGCUCCUCCACCGCCACCGCCGCCUGCUCUUCAAGCCCAUCUACACGGGGUGCGCCCUCCGUACUACCCCCGGUACCCCGGUUGGUCCCCGGGCACCGCUCCGCUGCCGCCGCCUUUGGGGGUGCCAGCGUCGGUGGAGCGGCACAGAACCGUCGCGGUGCACGCAGGCGUCAACAUCAAGGGGGACACGCUGCGGCUGGAGCCCGAUGAUGACGGCCGUGGCCUCCUACUCGCCUUCUCCUUCGACGCCGACGCCCCCGGAAGCAUAACUGUCUACUUCUUUGCGCAAGAAGAUGAAGAGCUUAUCUUGAAGGCUACAAAGGAAAACUUGCUCAAACCUGUGACAAUAACUUUCAACAAAGGUCAUGAUCAGGAGUUCAAGCAACCAUGUGGAACAGGAAUCGAUGUCUCUCAGUUUGAGGAAUCUGAGCUAACUAAGGUUGGUGAAGGUGGUAUAUUCCCAGUUGCAUUCAAAGUGGACGUGGCUGUAUCAAACAACCAAGAAUUAGAAGGGGCACAUGACAAUGAGGCAUCAAAGUGUCUGGUUAAAUUUGCUAUACUUGCAAAGAAAGGCAAUGCUAAAUAUGGUGUUCGUAUUGUGCAGCAGAUCUUAUGGGUAAAUGGUACUAGAUAUGUCUUGCAGGAGAUAUAUGGUAUUGGCAACACAGCUGAUGACAACAAUCAUGAAGACGAAUCUGGGAAAGAAUGUGUUGUUUGUCUUUCAGAACCAAGAGAUACAACUGUUCUUCCAUGCCGGCAUAUGGUCCAAUACUAGUUUUAGUAUUUCUGGUGUAUAGGAAGUUGAAUGAAAAUAACCAAUUGAGAAAGGAGGACCAAAUGUGAAACUAGCCUAACCGCAGGGCCGACCUUUGCAGCUUCUGAUAUUUGAGAGAAUAAGUGGAUAAUGAUAUCGCUUUAUUGCAGUGUCUCUGCCGGGAAUGUGCUCAACUUCUAAGAAUCCAGAGCAACAAAUGCCCCAUAUGCAGGCAACCUGUUGGGGGACUUCUCGAGAUCAAGGUUGAUACAGAAUCUGGUGAUCAUCAAAAGGAGCUCAGUAGUUAAAAGACCGCGAAAAGUUUCUCCAUUUAAUCACUGGCAUUCUAGCUGUAUAUAUAACCCGUAUAUGAAACUACCUUGCGGAAUUGGAUGAACGUGAAGGGAUUUAAUAGUACCUCUGUAGUCGUGAGCUUUCAACCUUGAACUUUUACUUGAAACACAAUCGGUCUGGACCUUCACAUACAAGCCUGUAGCACGAUUGACAUAACAGUGCUGUUUUGGUUACUCAGAUUGUUAAGUGUUGUGUGCAAUGAGCUUGUUUGAACA